Molecule: messenger RNA, 2338 nt
Organism: Lycium barbarum (goji berry)
Lineage: Eukaryota; Viridiplantae; Streptophyta; Magnoliopsida; Solanales; Solanaceae
Product: binding partner of ACD11 1
Exons: 8
Coding region: 325-1185 (286 amino acids)
Molecular function (GO): RNA binding
Source: RefSeq, a predicted model, not a curated record
AUUUUCAAUAGGAGGAGAGGAUAACAAUCUUGUCUUAAAAGAGGGAGAAAGUGUGGAACCAAAUGUGGGAUUAAAGCGAAAAAUAGGGACUCAAUUGUAAUUUUAGAUCCUAAAUCCUAGGUAAAACAAGCCAAAAAUUAGCAAAGCGACAGGGUGAUACCGAUAUUGUAGAGAAAAAGCAGGGGCAUUUUGAUUUGAAAUUACAACUACAACAGUUACAUUCUCCGCUGUCACAUUCAUCACAUUGAUUAGAGUUUAUCUAUCUAUCUUCUCUUUUCUUCCACUUGCACAUUAAGCAAAACCAACGAGGAGCUUUUAAACACAAUGCAGGAGGUUAGAAGAGUACGAGUAGGUAAUGUAUCAGAUCUGGCGGCGGAGAGAGAGGUUCACGAGUUCUUCUCCUUUUCCGGCGAGAUUGAGCAUGUUGAGAUUCGCCGAGAAUCGAAGACUGCUUUUGUUACAUUUAAAGAUCCCAAAUCGCUUGAAAUUGCCUUGUUGUUGUCGGGAGCAACCAUAGUGGAUCAGAUUGUAACUAUUGCUAAGGCAGAAGACUAUUCUGAGCCUCGGGAAGUCAGGAUAGUUGAUAAUGCUGUGAAUGUGGCCGGAGAAACUUCUUCUCCCCUUGCUGAGCAGGCCAAACCCAAUUCUCCUAGCAAUGGAAGGGUGGACGGGAAAGUGUAUAUCAGUAAAGCACAAGAUGUUGUCUCAAAUGUGUUGGCAAAAGGUUCAGCUAUCAGACAAGAAGCAAUGAAUAAAGCCAAGGCGUUUGAUGAGAAACACCAGUUAAGAGCCACUGCAUCUGCCAGAGUCAUUUCCUUUGACCGAAGAGUUGGGCUAACAGAAAAGCUUACCGUUGGAAUUUCAGUUGUAAAUGAGAAAGUUAAAUCUGUUGAUCAAAGGCUUCAAGUGUCAGAUAAAACGAUGGCUGCAGUUAUGGCAGCAGAACGGAAAUUGAAUGACACAGGAUCAGCGGUCAAAUCAAGCAGGUAUGUCAAUGCUGGAGCUGCCUGGCUGAAUGGUGCUUUUUCUAAAGUAGCUAAAGCAGGGCAAGUUGCUGGUACAAAAACAAGAGAAAAAUGGAGUUUUGCACUGUCAAAUCUGACAGCAAAGGUUACAAACAACGAUAGAAAAACAGAUGAAAAGAAAUAUUCUGAUAGGUGGGUUAAAAAAAUUGAGUACCAGUGAGAAUCAUGUUGUAACGAGGACAUAUGUUUUUUUCUUUUCGGAAGUAUUGCCAAAAUUUCACUCGUCUAAAUUACACAAUAUUUUCUUCUGCUGGGGAUUCAUUACUGUUUAGCAAGGGGAAUCAGAAAUUAGAUGCCUAGAGGUUACCUCAAAGCUCCUACUAGAUUCACCACCAAUGUGGAUAUCAAAUUAUGGAUUAACUUUUCUCCAUCAUCAGUUUGGUCAUGCCUUCUUUCUCGUGCUCUUUAAGUAAAUUUUGUCUGAACUAAAAUUGCAUUAUCUGGUCAUUCUUGAAGUUCCGAGGUUUUUGUCUAGUACUCUAGCAAUUUGAGGAACCCUAAAAGGAAAAGCACUAGUUUGCAGACUGUUUCUCUAGAUUUGUGUCCCUAACUGGAAGAUAAAUUUGACAUGACAUCCACUUCAGUUUUGUAAAAUUUAGCUGCUGUUGCAAGAUUUACUUUUAAUUCCCCAUAGUUCGGAAAAGAAAUUAGGACUCGGGUAUUUUGCAGACUGUUUGAUCCUAGCUGGAAGACAUGCUUAAUAUUGCAUACACUUCAGUUCUGUAAAACUUGCCGGUCUGCUAAUCUAUCAGUCCGAAUUGCUGUCAAGUUCUCCAGCCACUGUAGCCAUGCGGCCCUUGCCAAUCCCCUUUCCAUCUUCUAAGUUCUGAACCCAUUUCUUGAUUCUGUUUCGUUUGUCCCAUUUUAGUACAUUUGUUUUUUUGAGAAGUUUGCACUUCAACGUCCAAUGUUUCUAGGGUGUGUAUGCUGCUAAAUAUGUUCUCUUCAGUUGCUCCUAUAAAAAAUGUUGCCCCUAUAAAAAAUUAAGGAAGGCUGUGUUUUUUAUAUACAAUUCUAGCUAACAUCAUCGCCAAUAGGAAAAAGCAAAAGAAAAGAAAAGGCAGGAAAUCCGUCACUUGACUAUUACAUGCGUCUUUAAUGUAACCAGGAAGAAAUGAGAGAACAAUUAGAGUCAAAACAGUUAGUAAGAGCACACUUCUUAAACAACGUAAAUACCUCUGCUUGGUUGGAAUCUCUACCAUUAGUGUGACAUUUCAAAUAUUCUACUCACAAAGUGCAAUCCUGAAGAGUUGCACUAUGUUGGAUGGCAAAGUGCUCCCCCGUCCCUCAGCCAUUUCUUUCCUUCUUUCCUU